GUAAAAUGCGCCACGAGAGUCGGUUUCUUAGAACCUUUGGAAACCAAAAAUAUUUCUCAAACUCCAACGUCAAUCAAAACCAUUAUCCCCAAUUCAACUCCCAUCGAUCGCGGUUAGGCACGGAAUUUCUUACACCGCUCCGGCGAGCUUCCAUCGGCGGUUCUCUUCUGUGCGGUUGGCUUCGCUUCUCUGAAUAAGAAUUACUUGCUUCCUUCAUCGAUUUCAUCGUGAAGAAGAAUCUGUCUUCUUUUCUGCUUUGGCACAUUAUUUGUGGAGAUUUGGUACAUCUGUUAUCAUGGGUGCUGCAUCACAUUCGAUAGAUAACAAGGGGGAUCACCUACCAAGAGAAGUAAAAGAGAUUCUCCAAUCGUUGGCAUCUGACUGGGAAGAUGUUCUGGACUCAAGAGCUUUGCAAGUUAUCCCUCUAAAGGGUGCAAUGACCAAUGAGGUUUUCCAAAUAAAAUGGCCAACCAGGACAGAAAAAGUCUCACGAAAGGUUUUAGUUAGGAUAUAUGGUGAAGGAGUGGAGGUAUUCUUUGAUCGGGAUGAUGAGAUUCGGACCUUUGAGUUCAUGUCAAAGCAUGGACAAGGACCUCGUCUGCUGGGAAGGUUUCCGAAUGGGCGAAUUGAAGAGUUUAUCCAUGCACGGACACUAUCAGCAUCUGAUUUGCGUGAUCCAGAGAUAUCUGCUCUUAUAGCAGCUAGGAUGAGGGAGUUUAAUGAACUUGACAUGCCUGGUCCCAAGAAAGUUUACCUGUGGGAUAGAUUGCGGAAUUGGCUCAAUGCAGCCAUGACCUUGUGUCCUCCAGAAGAAGUUAAAGCCUUUCACUUGGAUGUCAUUAAGGAGGAAAUCUCUUUAUUGGAGAAGGAACUCACCAGGGACUAUCAGCGCAUAGGCUUUUGCCAUAAUGAUUUGCAAUAUGGUAACAUAAUGAUCGAUGAGGAAACUAAAUCAAUAACCAUAAUUGACUACGAGUAUGCUAGUUACAAUCCUGUUGCAUAUGAUAUUGCAAACCACUUCUGUGAGAUGGCUGCUGACUAUCACACGGAAACACCUCAUAUAUUAGAUUUCUGUAAAUAUCCUGGUUUGGAGGAGCGCUUGAGAUUUCUGCAUUUGUAUCUUAACUCUUCAGGUAAUGAACCAAGCAAUGCUGAAUCAGAAUUGGACCAGCUGCUUCAAGAUGUUGAGAAGUAUACUCUAGCAAGCCAUCUGGUUUGGGGGUUAUGGGGAAUAAUAUCGGAACAUGUAAAUGAAAUUGACUUUGACUACAAGGAAUAUGCCAGGCAGAGGUUUGAACAGUAUUGGUUGCGCAAGCCUGACCUGUUGGGUUCAUCUGGAAUCCCUUCUGAUUGUUUGGCUAAGGGUAAAAAAACAAGCACCAAUGGCAAAUGAUCAUAAAAAAUUCCUCUAUUCAAAGGAAAAGGAUUUUAAUUUGGCUGAAAGGACAGGCUAGUUUCUUAUUCUUGCCACUCAUUUAUAUUUCAAAACUGAUUGAAGACAAAAAAAAAAUUGUUAUUCGUCUGCAGACAUUGAAAUGCAGUGCACGGAUGAAAUAAAGCAACCGUUCAUCAACUCUUCAGUUGCAGCAAUCGGUGUUGCCUUAUACUGAAGAUCCUCUACAUAUUUUCGUACUUCUCUCUUGUUGGAGCGCUGUAGUUGAAGAUAACUGCUUCUAUGAUUUUUAUGGAUUUUGGUCAACAAAUUAAAUCAGUUCGUGGUAGUUUUUAUUUGAAUAAUAUCUGAAUGUACCUUUUCUUAGAGGACGUUGGUGAGUUUGGCUGAGUGGAAUUCAGAUGAUAAAACCAUGUUGUUACAUGUAGAUAAUGGGUACAUUUUGUCUCGUUUAUUUAUUUAUUUAUUUUCCCCUAAAUCACAGAAGAUUUCUCUGUUCUAAGUACUCUACCCCUAAUUGAAGU
This is a messenger RNA of Rubroshorea leprosula, 1917 nucleotides long. The record is from the annotation of a GenBank genome assembly. Lineage: Eukaryota; Viridiplantae; Streptophyta; Magnoliopsida; Malvales; Dipterocarpaceae.